Messenger RNA from Eurypyga helias (sunbittern), 782 nucleotides. RefSeq names its product Rab geranylgeranyltransferase, beta subunit (gene RABGGTB). Gene Ontology annotation, cellular component: Rab-protein geranylgeranyltransferase complex. The transcript has 6 exons. The annotation marks the transcript as partial. NCBI's taxonomy places the organism in Eukaryota, Metazoa, Chordata, Aves, Eurypygiformes, Eurypygidae. The record is from RefSeq and is a predicted model, not a curated record. Gene Ontology annotation, molecular function: Rab geranylgeranyltransferase activity. Gene Ontology annotation, biological process: protein geranylgeranylation.
CUGAUGGGGGCGGCGUCAGUUACCCGCGGGAUAAAACCUGCGCGGCCAAGGUAACUGUCUGUCCUUGGUGCUUUUCACAGGGGACGCCCCAAAAGGACGUCACCAUAAAACCCGACGCCCCGAGCACGUUACUUUGGGAGAAACAUGCGGACUAUAUCGCUUCCUAUGGAACGAAGAAAGAUGACUACGAGUACUGUAUGUCGGAGUAUCUGAGGAUGAGUGGUGUCUACUGGGGGCUGACAGCAAUGGAUCUCAUGGGGCAGCUGCACCGGAUGAACAAAGAAGAAAUCCUGGCGUUCAUCAGAUCGUGUCAGCACGAGUGUGGGGGGAUAAGUGCCAGCACAGGUCACGAUCCGCAUCUUCUGUAUACCCUCAGCGCGGUCCAGAUUCUUAUCUUGUACGACAGUCUCCAUGUUGUUGAUGUGAAUAAAAUUGUUGAAUAUAUACAGAACCUGCAAAAAGAAGAUGGAUCGUUUGCUGGAGACAAAUGGGGAGAAAUAGAUACGAGGUUUUCCUUCUGUGCUGCAGCAACGCUUGCGCUUCUGGGAAAGCUGGAUGCUGUCGAUGUGGGGAAAGCAGUAGAAUUCGUUCUGUCCUGUAUGAACUUUGAUGGAGGAUUUGGUUGUCGACCAGGUUCCGAAUCACAUGCAGGACAGAUCUAUUGUUGCACAGGAUUUCUGGCUAUAACGGACCAGUUGCAUCAAAUAAAUGUCGACUUGCUGGGCUGGUGGCUUUGUGAACGUCAGUUGCCUUCUGGAGGGCUCAACGGGCGACCGGAGAAG